This is a messenger RNA of Diplodia corticola, 1254 nucleotides long. Its product is annotated as indoleamine-dioxygenase pyrrole-dioxygenase. Gene Ontology annotation, biological process: 'de novo' NAD+ biosynthetic process from L-tryptophan. NCBI's taxonomy places the organism in Eukaryota, Fungi, Ascomycota, Dothideomycetes, Botryosphaeriales, Botryosphaeriaceae. Gene Ontology annotation, cellular component: cytoplasm. The coding region runs from base 1 to 1254 and encodes 417 amino acids. The record is from RefSeq and is a predicted model, not a curated record. Gene Ontology annotation, molecular function: indoleamine 2,3-dioxygenase activity; heme binding; metal ion binding. The transcript has 3 exons.
AUGCUCGACCAUCUCGACUGCAAUCUUGCACACUAUCGUGUCUCGCACGAAAAUGCCUUUCUUCCCGACCGGCUGCCACUUCAGCGGCUGCCAGACCCCUACUAUGCUAAAUGGGAGUCGGUGGUAGCAAUACUACCCGAACUGCUGCGCACCGGCAACCUCAUUCCCACAAUCAACGAGCUUCCCGUCCUUGAAACUUCCAAGUUGAAAAGCGAAGAAGAAUGGAGAAGGGCAUACGUAAUCCUGGGAUUCUUCACGCACGCAUACAUUUGGGGUGGAGAGAAGCCGUCAGAGAUCCUUCCUCCAUGUAUCACCGUGCCGUUCCUUGCGGCCUCCGAGCACCUCGGGCUGCCACCAACAGCAACCUAUGCCGCGCUUAAUCUCUGGAACUACAAGACGGCCGACCCCACGGUGCCACUGUCCGUCCCGGAGAACCUGCGGGUCCUGCACAGCUUCACGGGCACCGACGACGAAGCCUGGUUCUACCUCAUUUCGGUCGCCAUCGAGGCGCGGGGCGCACACACGGUGCCGCUCAUGAUGCAGUGCAUCGAUGCGGCAGCGCGUGGCGACGACUGGAAGGUUGUCCAGGGGCUGGACGCGCUGCGCGUGUGUAUCAACGAGCUGGGCACGAUCCUCGAACGCAUGUACGAGCGGCUAGACCCCGACGUCUUCUACUUCCACAUCCGGCCCUUCCUCGCAGGGAGCAAAGGAAUGGCAACCGCGGGGCUGCCUCGCGGCGUCUUCUACGACGAAGGGGACGGCAAGGGCGAGUGGCGGCAGUACAGCGGUGGCAGCAAUGCGCAGAGCUCGCUGAUCCAGUUCUUCGACAUCGCGCUCGGCGUGCGGCACGUCUCAGGCGGCGAGCUGGUCAAGAACAGCUUCAUCGAAGAGAUGCGCUUCUACAUGCCCGGCGCCCACCGCCGCUUCCUGCAGUACCUCGACCGCGCCGCCAACAUCCGCGACUACGCCUUGAACCCGGCGACGGAGAACACGGUGCUCGAGGCGUACGACGCUGCUGUCGCGGCCCUCGCGGCCUUCCGCGAUAAGCACAUCCAGAUUGUGACGAGGUACAUCGUCAUGCCUUCACGCUUGAAGGCGAAGAAGACGAACACGGUCAACAUUGCGUCCGCAUCGUCCAUCCAAGACGGCGAGGAUAAGGCUGACAAGAAGCUCUAUGGUACCGGCGGCACUGCUCUGAUACCAUUUUUGAAGCAAACCAGAGAUGAAACGAAGAAGGCGGCGAGCUCUCUGUGA